CCCUCUUGCUGGCUUGAGUCUAGGGUCAGCAUGAUGAUCUCUAUGUCCACAGCAUCUCGCGUCGUCAGGACGGGCCUUCAACGACGAUGGCUACACGCGAGCAGAGCGCGUCUCGCCGUGUCGAAUCUCCAGAUGCCGGCCAUGUCCCCAACGAUGACCGAGGGCGGCAUCGCGUCGUGGAAGAAGGGAGAGGGUGAAGCCUUUGCCGCGGGCGACGUCCUGCUCGAGAUCGAAACGGACAAAGCUACGAUCGACGUUGAGGCCCAGGACGACGGCGUACUAGCCAAGAUAAUAGCACCGGACGGGACGAAGAACAUCCCCGUAGGCAAGGUCAUCGCCCUCCUCGCCGAAGAAGGCGACGACCUCUCCAAUCUGGAAAUCCCCAAAGACGAGCCCAAGUCCUCUGCCCCACCGCCUUCCCAAUCCGCGCCUUCUCCCUCCUCGUCUUCCGCCCCGCCCACAACCGCCGCUAAAUCUUCUUCCUCUGCCCAAACUCCGUCGGGCUCUCACCCGCACAAGUUGCCCACGCACUCCAGACCGCUCUUCCCGUCCGUCCUACGCCUGUUGCAAGAGAACGACGUGCCGGACCCGGAGAAGAUUAAGGGCACCGGCGUGCGCGGCAUGCUCACCAAGGGCGAUGUGCUCGCCUACCUCGGCAAGGCCUCGAGCCCGAGCGGGACGUAUAAGGAGGAGAGCAAGUCCGAUAGCAAGCCAGGAAGCAAAUCCGAGAAACCUAAGGAGAAACCAACCCUAGAUGGCGCUGCGAUCCGGAAACUGAUCGUGUCAAGUUUCUUAGAUGCGUCCAAGCCCAAGCCGGCACCAACAGGUGCGGCAGACUUCGACUCGAUAAUCGCGGACUACCUUCCGGAGUCCAAGACUACGGCGGCAAAGAAGACGGACGUACCGCCCGCCGCACCCAAAACGGCUUCGGCGGAUUUCCUAGACGGGCUUGUCUGAAUGUGAACCCCACAUACGCGUAUUCUCGCAUAAUCAUAUAGAUUACUCGUGCUGUCUGCUGCACGACCGCGAAUAUCGUUUCGUGUACGAUGUCCGAGCGUUCACGUUACUAAGUAGGCCACCCGUGAGUAAAUUAAUGCAACACAACCAUUCAAAACC
This is a messenger RNA of Punctularia strigosozonata HHB-11173 SS5, 1116 nucleotides long. RefSeq names its product single hybrid motif-containing protein. The transcript has 6 exons. Gene Ontology annotation, biological process: pyruvate decarboxylation to acetyl-CoA. The record is from RefSeq and is a predicted model, not a curated record. Gene Ontology annotation, molecular function: dihydrolipoyllysine-residue acetyltransferase activity. Bases 31 to 957 code for a protein of 308 amino acids. Gene Ontology annotation, cellular component: pyruvate dehydrogenase complex. NCBI's taxonomy places the organism in Eukaryota, Fungi, Basidiomycota, Agaricomycetes, Corticiales, Punctulariaceae.